Pseudomassariella vexata is the source of this 1996-nucleotide messenger RNA. RefSeq lists its product as uncharacterized. The transcript has 7 exons. Lineage: Eukaryota; Fungi; Ascomycota; Sordariomycetes; Amphisphaeriales; Pseudomassariaceae. Bases 489 to 1835 code for a protein of 448 amino acids. The record is from RefSeq and is a predicted model, not a curated record.
CACGUUGCCCCUGCAGUAAUCAGCCUCCUCUCCUUGGUCCGAUGCGCGCCUGUAGCUUAUACCCAUUUCAGGCAGGUCAAGAUCAUGUCGUAUGCUCCGCCAAGGGGCGUUCUAGGGCUUUUCCCGCGAACCUUGUAACACCGAAGGUUGAAAACGAAGAAAAACGUUAUUUCCAGUCUGUCGCCACUAUGGCCAUAUUACCGUUCAUGCACAACACGACCAGGAACCCACGAGGAAAUUUCACUUGGGCGCGUCUGCUUGACUGCUUGGUUGCUUUUAGUGCUGAUAUAACACUGCAGAUCCGAAUGCAUUCAGACAUUCCAUUACCUGAUGGCCCACUCAGUCCCAACCAACCAACCGUCGAUGAUGGUGGACAUCGGCUCAUUACUUAUGGAGUCGAUAAUUUUCGCUCGGGUGGGCUCCUUCACUUUUGAGUCCCUCUUGUUUCUGGGAUUCCAUUUCGUUUGAAUCCCAUAUCAGUGCUCAAGAUGAGGUUUCAACAUUCGACUACUCUGCUUUUAGUUGCGGUGAAGUCGGUGAUAGCUGUCCCGAGCCAGGUGGAACCGCCGAGAUGUGGCCUUCUUUGCAUCUCCCAAUCGACAUUCGCAUCGACAUGCGACCUGAUGGAUUUGACUUGCAUCUGCAGUAACGAGCAGUUGCAGGCGGAGAUACAGACAUGCGUGGCGUCGAACUGUACGAUACGGGAGCAACUAGCAACGAAGAAGUACUCGUACGAUGCUUGCGAUGUAGUCGGCGAGGACAGGAGGGCAUUGGUGUGGAUCAUAGGCGUUGUCUUUGGCGUUCUCGGGCUAGUUGCGUUCCUCCUCCGCUGCUUCGCGAGACUCUACAUCGGCCGACAGGCAUGGGGCAUGGAUGAUUGGUUCAUGUGUCUGGCCGUGGGGUUCAUGAUGCCAGUAUCAUUCAUGUCCGUCCCCAUUGCUCAACAUGGGCUGGGAUUAGAUAUGUGGAACGUCCCUUUCGACGACAUAACGUCCAUCCUUUACCUUUACUUCUGGGAUGAGAUAUUGUAUGCCAUAGUGCUGUCUCUCACCAAGAUUUCGAUACUGUUCUUCUACAUCAAGAUUUUCCCGAAACGCUCAUUUCGUUACAUGGUCUACGGACUUAUGGGAUUGAAUCUGUGCUACGCCAUCGCCUUCGUAUUUGCGCUAGUAUUUCAAUGCACGCCGAUCCAAGGUGCUUGGCGAGCAUGGGACGGCACUUUCGAAGCCAGGUGCCAUAGCAUCAACGUCAUCGGCUGGUCCGCCGCCGCCAUCAACAUCGUCCUUGAUCUCAUUACCAUCUGCCUCCCGCUACCGGAGUUAUUCCGACUGUCAAUGUCGCCUAAAAAGAAGAUCCAGAUCAUGUCCAUGUUCACGGUUGGCUUCUUUGUUACUAUAGUCAGCGGUCUUCGCCUACGUUCACUAAUUGCGUUUGGCAAGACUGAAAAUCUUACACAGGACUAUGUCGAAGCCGGCUACUGGACAACGAUCGAAGUCCCCGUGGGCAUAAUCUGCGCCUGCAUGCCGGCCAUCCGCUCGCUCUUCAGUCUCGUCUUUCCAAGAGCUUUCGGCACAACGCGCGGUAACAACUACGCCAGUGGAUAUGCGAGCCAAAAGGCUCGAUCAAGGGUAUCGACGAGGCCGAUGACGGGGAAUGCCAUCAGAGUCAACAAGGAAUGGACCGUUAUGAGUGGCCCAGCCGAUCUGAACGGCAGUGACGUGGAGUUGUUUUCUUUUGAGCAGAUGGCGACAGUGGAAGCUCCGCCUAAGAAGACGACGCCAAAUCGGCAUUCGGAUAUGUUGAGAAUUAAUGAGCAACAGGUAGAAGGGAGGUAGAUUUCAGGCGCUUGGAUUUGGGUUUGGUCAUGGAAGAACAGCGCAGGCGCAAGGCUAGGUUUAGUUUCUGUACUUCGGGGGUUAAAACAUCAACUAGAAUUAUUGUAUAGACUACCUCGUUAUACUGACUAAAUCCAUUUAUACAGUGUACUUCCCAUGGA